Cynoglossus semilaevis (tongue sole) is the source of this 861-nucleotide messenger RNA. RefSeq names its product tctex1 domain-containing protein 1-A. Lineage: Eukaryota; Metazoa; Chordata; Actinopteri; Pleuronectiformes; Cynoglossidae. Gene Ontology annotation, biological process: microtubule-based movement. The coding region runs from base 166 to 702 and encodes 178 amino acids. The transcript has 5 exons. Gene Ontology annotation, molecular function: dynein intermediate chain binding. The record is from RefSeq and is a predicted model, not a curated record. Gene Ontology annotation, cellular component: cytoplasmic dynein complex; cytoplasm.
GUUAUCUUUUACAGGUCCACAACUCUCGGGAGCGUAUAGUCUCGCGAGACUUUGUGACAGUUUUGGUGACGCAGGCGGCUCCUUGGUUGUCAUGGUAAUACCCAGCAAGGUGAACGCUAGUUUUGGGGGAUUUAGGUCGACCACCUUCAAAACAGACGAGCUGUCAUGUCUGACCAGCUCAAAGACAAACACCAGAGACGAGAGAGAAGGACAGUGAAGGUUCCCUCUGACGGAAGUCAUGGAGUCAGAGUCAAAGAAGCUACGAUCCGUAAAAAUACUGACUCUGUAAGUAUUGUCUCAUCCAUGGAUGAACUAGGGCACCAUGAUGAAAAUACUCGAAUGGUGGUUACAAUGGAGAACACUUACCAGACGGCACCUCACAAACGCUUCCCUGUCCCCGCUGUCACUCACAUCCUGAAGGAUGUACUCUCCAGCUACCUCCAACAGGAGAAGUACGAAGUGGAGUGGUCCCAAAAAAUGACUAAAACAAUAUGUGAGGUGAUCAGAGCGCGCGUGAAAGAUCUCAUGAUCCCCAGGUAUAAAAUCGUGGUCCUGGUCCACAUCGGCCAGCAGGCGGGACAGAGCAUGCAGAUGAGCAGCCGCUGCCUGUGGGACGCGACCACCGACAGUUUUGCCUGCUACUCUUUCACGAAUAGCUCUCUGUUCGGAGUAGCAACUGUAUAUGGCGUUUACUUUGAGUGAUAUCUUUCUAUUUUUCCUGGUAAAUGUUUCGUAUGUUUUGUCACGUACAAAUGCUCGUGAGUAAAACUUUUUGAUGUUUUGUUUUCUUUUAUUAUCCAUUCACUGGGAACAGGACAAGGUCAUUUAUACAAUGCAUAUUAAAAGACUGUAAAUAACUGA